Molecule: messenger RNA, 2844 nt
Organism: Mycosarcoma maydis (corn smut)
Lineage: Eukaryota; Fungi; Basidiomycota; Ustilaginomycetes; Ustilaginales
Exons: 1
Coding region: 1-2844 (947 amino acids)
Biological process (GO): regulation of DNA-templated transcription
Molecular function (GO): DNA-binding transcription factor activity, RNA polymerase II-specific; zinc ion binding
Source: RefSeq, a predicted model, not a curated record
AUGCCCAAACACGACGCCAAGGCUCAACGCGACCAUACCGUCACAGCAGACGACGACGAUACCAAGGGCAAGCCGAAGAAGGUGCUACGUGCUUGCGACGCCUGUCAUCACCGUCGUGUCCGAUGCAAUCACAACAACCCCUGCGACAACUGCAUCCGUCUCAACAUCAACUGCACCUGGAUCAAGGCGUCCAAAGGCAAGCAGGCUUCAGGAAGACGCAUCGACCUUCUUCGAAAAGGCCACAAUCCCGCAGCUUCCGAGCUUCCUCCAUCACCGCCCAAUCCGAGGCCAUCCACCGAUCAUGCGUCCAUCACCGCACCCAGUCCAUCAGGUUCGCGCAUCAUCCUGCCGGCUCCCACAAACAUCCAGCCAUCCUCUCACUCGCCACGUCUCUACGCACCCUACGCUAUGAGUCCACCCGGAUUGCCCGCCAGCGCUGCCUCUCCUUCUUCUAUGCUCUCUUCAAACCUCUACUCGCGCGAUGCACCCAACAGGACUUCCUCCGGUGGUAGCAGCUACAACAGGUAUGAUCCUGUGGCUCAGUCGGCCUCAGCCGUGCCACCACCGCAUGCGUCUCCUAGUUCCCACUGGUCUAGCCCCUCGUCCCGUUCGCCGGGCCAUCGAUACCCAUCUCACAGCGCAUAUGCACAGCAGGAUUACCCUCCGCCGCACCCCGCGCCAUCCUCCUCUGGUCACCACCACCACCAUCCACAUCCAUCCUACCCGCAACAUCCGUCGCCGCACCCUUACCCACACCAACAGCAGUACCAACAGCCACCACCUCAUCAUGCUUCUGCGCAACAUACAACACCCCCGCAGCGCCAUCCGUCCAAUGCAGCUCACGGUGUCAACGGUCCCAAUCCAUCCUCCUCCUCCUCCUCCUCUGCAGCUAAUCACGGCUUCCCGCCCUCCGAUCGCUUCUCCGAGCGUCUGAGCGGCUCCUUUUCAGAGAUCGCUCCCGAUAUCGCUGCCGGUCUUCGUCUGCCUGACUUUGGCACAUCGCUCGCCGACUCCUAUCUCAACGCGCAAGCCGGCGCCGAUCGCAGACGCAACGUCUUGCUUGACAUGAAUGCAGCUGCUUUCCCCGACGACGCCUCGGCAAAUCAUUUCAACGGCUUUGGCACCGCCAAUAACGAUCUAGGUAACACGCAUGACCCUCAUGGCAAUGGAGCGAGCCAUGCGAGAACUUUCCUCGACGUCAUCGGUCAAAACAGUCAGAUGCUUGGUGGGCCCAGCUCGACUCCAGGCUCCGUCAGUCAAUCCGAAGCCGAGUUGGUCAGCAACGAGCCUCAUCCGCUCUCUGACUCGGUGCUAAUCCCCAGCAUCGCCAUCUUCUUUGAGCGUCUUCAAUCCAUUAUGCCCGUCUUUACUCGAGCUUGGAUCUUUGGAAAGAUUGACCGUGGAGAGCAUCGCACCGACGCGCAACUCGGUUCCAUGCUCAUCGCACUCUCCGCUUUUGCUCUCUGCCAGCCUGUCGACUCGGCCGAUCCGGUGGACAGCUCGUCGCGCAAGCGCAGAGUGCGUCGACUGCUGGAGGAGUCGGUCAGGAUGCGCAGCAGUGCUCUGCUAGGCAGUCACCCGUCUCUAGAAGCCAUCAUGGCCUCGUUUUUCAUCUUUGGCACCCUCUUUGGUCUCGGCGAGGAGAACGCGGCGUGGUUCAGGUUGCGCGAAGCAGUGACACUCGGCUACCUGCUUCGCAUCCACGAGACCUCCUCGUACGAGCAUCUCGAAAAGGACGAACAGGAACGCAGGCUACGCGCCUACCUUUUACUUGCCAUCACUGAACGUGCUUACGCCAUCCAGUCCGGUUCCUCUAUCACCUUCAGAGGCAAUCCACGCAAGGCGACCGACUCAAUCCGACGCAAAUUCGACGUCUACCAGUUGCAAGACUUUCCCAACCUGCAAAGUCGACUGUUCGACGUCGUGGACGAAAAGUUUGUCGACUGCUGGAAUCGCAAGUGUCCAGGUCCGGGUUGCGACUAUCUGGAUGCCAACAGGGCGGUUCAGCUGCACCGCGCCAUCAAGGAAAGCGACGAAGACGAGCAAAAGGAGAAAGAAUCUUUCCAUCGCGAUCGUUCCAGUGGACCUUCGCGUCGAGAGAGCACAUACGAUGGUCGGAGGCAUCACCCUUACGGCGGUCAUGGUGUCAAGGCGGAAGAUUCGACGGGUAACGGUGGUCAUGCCAGCAAGUCGGAUUGGGACAAGAGCAAGGUUCAGAAAGCAGAUGUUGAGGUGACGCGACAGUGGCUGCUGAAUAGGUUGUGGAUGACGUGUCGCUCUCAUGCGCUUCUGACGGCUGAUGCCGAGGAGGAGCCGUUAAGGAUCGACUAUGCUAUCGACAUUGCACGUGAGACGUUGCGCGUAUGCAACUCGCUCUCGCUGCGAUCCAUGGAAGCGCACGGAAUCGGUCUCACACGUAAACUCAACGAUAUCGCACAGACCUUGGUAAUCGUUUGUCGCGACUAUCCCACGAUCGCCAUGUCGGUACCGUUCGAAGGCGACCCUAUCAAAACCGACCCGACGCUCUUUGGACCAUACUUUGGACCUUCGCCACCCGACGCCUCGGCACCAAGUUCUGGCAGCCACCACCACCGCUCGCCCUCCAACAUUGACUCUUGCAACGAUCACCCCUCAGCUACGUCGAGCAACCUGGUUCCGCUCGACAAAGCCUUCUCGCCUUCGUACGCCAUCGAAGCCAUCCUGCACAAAUACCUCGACAUUUUCAAACGCUUCAGAGCCGGCGAUCAUCCCUACCUGCCCCUCUUGGUCGAGGCGGUCAAGGAGUUGCCCAAGAUGGCAGAGUUGAGCUUCGAUCGCUUCUUGAGAGAGAUGGGCUUGUUUUGA